Messenger RNA from Fopius arisanus, 1417 nucleotides. RefSeq names its product protein YIPF6. The record is from RefSeq and is a predicted model, not a curated record. Gene Ontology annotation, cellular component: membrane; trans-Golgi network. Gene Ontology annotation, biological process: endoplasmic reticulum to Golgi vesicle-mediated transport. Bases 105 to 815 code for a protein of 236 amino acids. The transcript has 8 exons. NCBI's taxonomy places the organism in Eukaryota, Metazoa, Arthropoda, Insecta, Hymenoptera, Braconidae.
AAUUAGUUGAUGAUUGUUUAUUAAUUGUGCAGACCGCCGUACAAGAAAGUGCAAGUGAAUGCGAGGAUUUUUCACUGAUUUUUUUCUAGGAAUAAUUUUGACACAUGGAUCCAACGUCCUCAAGUGCUCCACCUCUGCAAGAGGCUAAAUUAGAUAUGUAUGAUGACGCCAUUUAUAACGUGGACCCCCAGCACGUUGAGGGAGAUAUGACUGUGGGGAGCUCUAGGCAAAGAGCGAAUAUUGGAGAGCCUCAAUUCAACACCUUGGAUGAACCAAUUAGUGAAACUAUUCUCAGGGAUGUUCGAGCUGUUGGACACAAAUUUUUCCAUGUGAUAUAUCCGAAGGAAAAAGGGAGUUUGCUGAAAGAAUGGGAUCUUUGGGGGCCUUUGGUGCUCUGUACCUUCAUGGCAAUGAUCCUUCAAGGAUCCGAUUAUCGUGAUGACGUUAAUGAUGGCGGUCCCCAGUUCGCCGAGGUUUUUGUUCUCGUGUGGAUUGGCUCCAUGAUUGUAACUCUUAACUCUAAACUACUAGGAGGAAAUAUAUCAUUCUUCCAAAGUGUCUGUGUGCUUGGCUACUGCCUCCUACCAAUCGCAAUUGCGUUAAUUGUAUGCAGGAUUAUCCUGAUGAUGGAGCAAAACUCUUACCUAUUCUUCCUGCGAUUUGUCGUCACAAUCAUCGGAUUUGCCUGGGCAACUUAUGCUUCAAUGGCGUUCCUGGGAGAGAGUCAGCCAGCUGGCAGAAAAGUCCUGGCAGUCUACCCAAUUUUCCUCUUCUACUUCGUCAUCUCGUGGCUCGUAAUAUCCCACACGGCAUGAAAGUCAUAACAAAAGCCCCUAAACUAUAAACAUAACUUGAAAAUUGCACAAUUCCGAGUGAAAAACCACAAAUCUAAAGACUUUUCCAUGGAUAUGCUAUUUAUUUCUAGCAAAAAAAUCAACUGGAGAUGAUUAUUUUCUUCUUAUCGACGAGGACAUUAUUCAUCAAACUAAAAAAAGAGCAUUCCACUAUUCAUCAAUUAAUUUCAUUUGUGCUAGACAUUUUCCGAAUUUUUCGUAUGUCAGUGGUGAAUAUUUUCACAGGUCCUCACAUUCUCAGUGAAUAAUAAAUAAAAAUAAAUGAAUAAAAUUAUCGUCUGUUGAAUGAUAACAAUCAUGUAAUUUAUGAAUUUUGCUAUGAAUUCAUCAACCUCGAUGAUUUUCCUUCUCAUUUUUAACAAAAUGAGAAUACUCAUUUUUUUUUCAUUCACUCCAGUUAUUGGACUAGGAGAAUGGAUUCGUCUGGAUAACUGAAUUUUUACUGAAUUUACGAUCGUAUUUGAUGUUUGUAUUCAUGUACAUUGUAUAUAAUAAUUAUAAUUAUGUAUUAUAAUAAGGGUAUUGAUUACAUAUUAGAUACGAAUAAAUUAAGAAUGAAAGAA